This is a messenger RNA of Paramecium sonneborni, 3007 nucleotides long. The record is from the annotation of a GenBank genome assembly. NCBI's taxonomy places the organism in Eukaryota, Ciliophora, Oligohymenophorea, Peniculida, Parameciidae.
AAAUAAUUUAAACAUGUAAGAAGAAGAUGAUGAAAGAUUUUUCUCAAACAAUUAUAUUUCUGCUAUAGAAGUUUUUGUACAUACAUAUAGCAAAGAUAUAAUGGAGGAAUAUGUAUUAUGAAAUUUAAACUCAUAUUAGGGUAGAUCAACAAAAAAAAGAAAAGGAAAUGAAUAUUUUGUUUAUAAAGAUUUAAGUGAUCGAAAUGCAGUACUCACUAUUUAUAGAUCAGUUUCAUAUAAUUGUAAUUACUUAUUUUACAAAGAAUAACCUGAUAAUUAACCCAAUAUUGUAAAUACAGUAAUUUCAUGGUUACAAAACCAUUAGAAAACAAUAUUACCGAAAAUGGAAAAAGAAAAACUUGGAGAGAAGAGUUUUUUAAAGCAUAUUUUAACUUAAAAAAGCAUGAAAUCUCCAGAUUAAAAUGCUUUAGAAUAUAUGAAAUAAAAUGUUACUCUGCUUCAUUAUGUUAAUGAAGCAGCAGAAAAAUAAGCAGAAGGUUUUGUUAAUAAUGUUCUUAUGAUGGUCUAAGCUAUCAAAAGUACACCAAAAUAAUUUUAUAUUAAUUAUUUUGCUUAAGCUGUAGCUUUAUAGAUGAGACAAACAAAAAAACGUAAUUAAUUAUUAAUAUAUUUAUCAUAGCAUUAAAUCCAACAGAAACAUCAUUCAAAGCCAAUAAAGUGAUAUUUAUUAAUCUGAGUGGAAAAGAAAGUUUAAUAAAUCUAGAUCAUUUUUAAUAGUAUUUGGAUAAAUCUGAUGAGUUCAUUUAUUUCUCAUUCAUUAACAUUUAAGAAGAUAGAGAUAUUUAAACCUAAUUUAAAGAUUUCUAAAUUUAUUUCAAUAAUAUGAAAUCUGUAAAUAGCAAUUUUAAUUUAUUUCCAUAUUUGAGUCAUUAAAAUAAAAAUCAAAGGUUUCUCUUACAUGGAUAAUUACUAAAAACCUUUUUCAGCGUUUUUAUGCAUAAUAGAAUUGAAAAAUUCUCACAUAAUUCUUAUAUAGCAUUAAGUCUAUCAUUAUCUGAUGAUAUUGAUUAUGAUACUUUUGGAAUAUAAUUUUUAAUUCAAAAACUGAUUAAAUUAAGUCAUAAUAAAUUAAUUAUUCAUAUAGAUAUUGAAAUUAAUGAAGAUAGACCUGAUUUUCUAAUGAAAUUAACUCAAUUAAUGAAUCUCUGUUAUUCUUCAUUUCAAGAAUAAAAUAUUACAAUUUAAUAGUUAAUUCCAAAAGAAAAAUAAGAAUUAUAUCGUCUUAUUUAAAACAUAAAAGUAUAAUAUCAAAAACUUGAAUUAUAUCAUUUAAUAGAAUAAUUUCAGUACACUUUUAUAUAAUUGUAAAACCAAUUUCAAGAAAUCUGUGAAAUUUAAAAUGAUCCUUGUAGAGAAUAAGUAAAUUAAAUUUAGAAAGUCUUUUAUAAAAAAGAUACCAAGAGAUAUUUGACUAUUUGUCCUCUAUUGGAAAAUAACCAUUAAAUAACACCCUAUACAUAGAUUAUAAUUAAUUAUUAAGAUGAUAUCAUUAUAUUGUAUUAAAAUGGAGAAUCUAAAUUUUUAUAUUUUCUUUAAAUAGAAAAUUAACAUUUUAAAGAUUAAAAUAAAAUAUUAAAGAUUUAAUUGUAAUUUAUACAUCUCUAAAAAUAGCAAAAAUAUCAGUAACAUUCUAGAUUUUGAUAAAAUUCAAAAUUAGAUAGUAUUUUAUUUGAAUAGUCAAAUUUAUGUUCUCUAUGGUUAAUAAAAUUAUCAAAUCAAUAUGAAAUGCACAAGAUUUAAUAUUAAAACAUAAGAAUAGACAAUAUUAUUAUUUAAUGACAAAGAAAAAUUAAAUUAAGGUAGUUUUCAUUCAAAAAUUGCUUUUUCAAAAUUUACAAAUGAAUAAUUAUAAGAAAGAAUAAAAGCUAGAGUAUCACCAACAGUUUGUAUUGAAAAUUCAAAUGAACAUCUUUUAAAGAUUGUAAUUUUUGGAGGUGAAAAUAUAGAGUAAAAAUAUAUAAUGAUAUGAAAUAGAUCUCCUUAGAUAAUGAAUCUAAUUGAAUAUGUAGAAAUUAGAUCUACAGAUUUUGUAACAGGUAUUUUAGAUAAGAGUGUGUUAUUUAAAGAAUUAUCAUUUAAACCUUAUCCAAACUAAACAGUUUUAGAAUUUAAAAAUAAAAAUGAUACAUGCUAUUUAAUAUUACCUGGAAAUGAUAUACUUAGAUAGAAAAGUCAAAAUCAUCCUAUAAACAGUUAAUUUUCUUAAAAUGCAAUCAUUUUAAUUAAAAAAGCAGUCGAUUUUUCAAUAUCAAAUAUACCUAUAACAUAUUUUGGGAAAUAAUCAUAUGGUUUAAGCUAUAUUACUAAUAGUUAAUCAAAUUCUUAAAUUAUAUAUUAAGAUGAAUAAUAAUAAUUAGUUGUAUGGAGAGUGAUUUAUACUUAAAGCUUGAAAAUUGAAUCAAUUUAAAAGCUGAAAUUGGAUUAUUGUUUAGAAUUAAAUACAAAAUAAGAUAAAACUUUGUUAAGAAAUGAAAAUGGUAAUAUUUUUUUAAUUAAAGAUUAAAAAAGUGAAAUAGAAAUGAUUAUUUCUUAUCUUAUCUAAAUUGAAUUAGAUGAGGAAGAUAUUCAAGAUCAUUUAAUUAAAAUAAAAGAUUUUGAUGAAAAAAGAAGAUAAAAAUUGUCAAAUAAUCUAUCCUUUUAUCAGAACGAUUCUAAUGCCUAAUAAUUUGAAAAUAUAUAAAGUAAAUUAGAAAAAAAAUAAAUUUAUAAUUUGAUGGAUUAACCUUAAAAGUAAAAGGAUGAAAUGUAAUUGGAAUGUGGAAACUAAAAAGAUUAAUAAGAAAAUAAUAACGAGUAUUUUAAAUAAAAUGUACUUGAUAAUUAUAAUGGAGAUAACAAUUAAUUAUAUUCAGUUGCAUUUGAGAGUUAUAUAUAUUUAGAUUUAACAACUAAAUAAUUAAGUGUUAAAUAAUUCACUUAUCUUUUAGGAGAGGCCUUAGCUUUACCUUGUAUUGAUAAUAUUAUAACAAAAAAAUGAAAGAGUGAC